ACGAGUCAGAGGCUCGUUUCGAACGGCUCGCUCCCGACCUGCCCAUCCCGAACGUGCGUCACGUAUGCAGACACACAAAAGCGAGAGGACGCUUUCAGGAAGCCAUGUUGACGACGCUCGUCACGCCACAUUUCGACGCAUAAACGGCGGAGGGGGGAGACCACGCCAAAGUGAGCCCGUAGUUCGACUCGGAAGGACGGAGGUAGCGAAGAUGUCGGCGGACGAUUUCCAGAGCAAGUACGCCUCCUUCAUGGAGCACAUCGUGAAGAGCACCGUCGAGGAAACUACCAAACUUUUUGAAACUAUGGUCGACGACUUAAAGGCGGAACUAUCGAGGGCCAAGAUGGAGAACGAGGCCCUGAAAACAACAUGCCGGGAAAACGAAACCCUGAACACUCCUUCGGUCAACGAGUCGAGCCAAAGCGAGGGCCCGGAGCGGCGCGACACGGCCGUCCAAUGCGACCUUCUUCCCAGCCACGCCUCAUUGGGACAAAGCACAGAGGAUCAAAACCCACAACGUGCUCACGAAGAGAGGGUUUACAACCUGCUGAAGGACCACGACUAUGAUGCGUCAUUUAAAGAUAUUUUUUACCAGUCGCAGCCAGAGAUGUUAAAUGUCUCUCGACCCACAGACACCAGCAAUGAACUCUUCCUUGCUCUCUCAGAUUCAUCACCAGACUCUUCCGGUGAAACUGACUCAGAAGACUACCAGAUUGACCAGCAAACUGACACAGAAGACCAUCAGACUGACCAGCAAACUGUCACGGAAGAUAUUGACCGGCAAUGUUCAUAUGGGAUGUGUAGAAAAAAUAAGUGCUUAGUGACCGCAGUUCAAGCUGGGUUAAAAAGAGAUGGCGAUGUACACAAACCACCAACUAAAUCGGCAAGAUCACCUGCUACCACUGGUAAUAACACAAAAGCGAAAUCCAAUCAGACGUUGGGGCGCAAAGGAUACGCUAAUCCCUCAACUUUCCAAGAACAGUUGGCCGCACCAAAGGUUAAAAUUCAGCAUCAAUCAUUUGGUAAAACACCAGCAAAUAAACAAGCACGUGUGGUUGUGCAGCAGUACAGUGGUGUUUCCCAUUCAGAAGAACAGCAAGUGGAGCCAAGACUGCCGGAGAAACAAAUGCAGGGGAAGGAACAGCAAGUGGAGCCAAGACUGCCGGAGAAACAAAUGCAGGGGAAGGAACAGCAAGUGGAGCCAAGACUGCCGGAGAAACAAAUGCAGGCGAAGGAACAGCAAGUGGAGCCAAGACUGCUGGAGAAACAAAUGCAGGGGAAGGAACAGCAAGUGGAGCCAAGACUGCCGGAGAAACAAAUGCAGGGGAAGGAACAGCAAGUGGAGCCAAGACUGCCGGAGAAACAAAUGCAGGGGAAGGAACAGCAAGUGGAGCCAAGACUGCCGGAGAAACAAAUGCAGGGGAAGGAACAGCAAGUGGAGCCAAGACUGCCGGAGAAACAAUUGCAGGGGAAGGAACAGCAAGUGGAGCCAAGACUGCCGGAGAAACAAAUGCAGGGGAAGGAACAGCAAGUAGAGUCCACUCUGUUGAAAAAACAAAUGGAGCUGAAGGAACAGCAAAAAGAGCCAACACUGCGGGAGAAACAAAUUGAGAGGAAGGAACAGCAAGUACAGUCAACACUACUGGGAAAACAACCGGAGGGAAAGGAACAGCGAAUAGAGCUAACAGUGCUAGAGAAAGAACUGGAGGGAAAGGAACAGCGAAUAAAGCAAACACUGCCAGAGAAAGAACUGGAGCAAACGGAGCAGCAAGUAGAGUCAACACCGCUUGAGAAACAAAUGGAGAGGAAGGAACAGCAAGUAGAGUCAACACUGCUGGAGAAACAACUGGAUGUGGGGGGAAAUAAGUGUAGCUUGACUGAAGAGGAACAGCAAGUGGAGCAAACACUGCCUGAGAAAGAACUGGCGGGAAAGGAACAUCAAGUAGAGCCAACGGUGCUGGAGAAAGAACUGGUGGGAAAGGAACAGCAAAUAAAGCAAGCACUGCCAGAGAAAGAACUGGAAGGAACGGAACUGCAAGUGGAGCAAACACUGCUGGAGAAACCACUGAAGGAGGGGCCAAACAAAUGUGGCUCGACUGAAGAGAAGGCAAACGUGGAAAUAAAUGUGACGGUAAACAAAAACCGAAGGCAAAGAAAACAGCCCUCAGACAAAGUAAAACGUUUGCUUCAGACUCCGAAACAAAUAGGUGUUUCAGCGUCAAAUAAUGGCGAGGAACAUAAUGGAGUGGAACACGUUCCUACUAUUUUCGAGAGGUACACAUCUUUAUGUGAGGUUACAAAAGUGAGUCCGAGGUCAUGUACAACUGAAAGUACCACCAAAGCCAGCCCUGCAAAGAGUUCAUUCCCACCCGAGAUCAUCUCCGUUCAGGGAAAUGCCAGUUCGAAAAAGACCCGAGCAAAUCGCCCGCACCAGGAUAGGUCUGCCCAUAAAAAGACUGACUCUCCAAGGAAAAGUUUAAUUAGAAAAUCUGGUCGUUCAAAAAAGUUCUAUGGCAUCACAAAAGUGUGUCUGAGAUCAAGUACAGCUAAAGAUGCCACCACCACCACAAACAGCCCUCUAAAGACAACAGACCCACCUGGUCGUAAGAAGCGUGUCUCCACCCGGGAAAAUUCUGCCUUGAAAAAGACCCAAACUAUUUCGCCACUUCAAGAUAGGUCUGAAAAUGCAGACACGGAAUCUUCAGGGAAAAGGUCAACUCGAAAUUCUGCUAAUUCGAAUAAAUCUCCUGGGGUUCCAGAAGUGUCUCUGAGGUCAAGUACAACUAAAGAUAGCGCCACAACCAGCCCCCUAAAGACUAAAUUCUCACCUGAGAUUAUCUCCACUCAGGAAAAUGCUAGCUCGAAAAAGAUCCAAACUGUUUCUCCACAUCAGGAUGGGUCUUGCCGUAAAAACACUGAAUCUUCCGAUAAUGGAUUAGGCCAAGAUGGUGCUAGUUCAGAAAAGUCUCUUUGUGUUCCAGAAGUGUGUCUAAGAUCAAGCACAACUAAAGAUACCACCACCACGCCAAAGAGUACAGUCCCACCCGAGAGUAUCUCCGCUGAAGAAGAUGCUGGCUCGCAACUGACCCAAACAAUUUCUCCACACCAAGAUUUGUCUGCCCAUAAAAAGACAAAAUUAAUUAAAAAUUCCGCUACUUCAAAAAAGUCACAUGGUGUUCCAGAAGUGUGUCUUAAAUUAAGUACAACUAAAGAUACCACCAAAACCAGCCCCGCAAAAACUGCACUCCCACCUGUGAGUAUGUCUGCUAAAGAAAAUGCUAGCUUGAAAAAGACCCAAACAAAUUCCCCACAGCAGGACAGGUCUUCCCAUAAAGAGGCUGAAUCUUUAGGGACAAGAUUAAGUACAUUUUCUGCUAGCUCAAAGUCCCACGGUGUUCCAGAAGUGGGUCUAAUAUUAAGUACAACUAAAGAAACCACCGCAACCAGCCCCCCAAAGAGUCCAUUCCCACCUGAGAUUAUCUCCACUGAAGAAACUGCUAGCUCCAAAAAGACCCAACCAGAUUCCCCACAGCAGGAAAGAUCUGCCCAUAAAAAGACUGACUCUUCAGUGGCAAGAUUAACUAGAACAAGUGCUUCAGAAAUGUUUCUGAGGUCAAGUACAACUAAAGCUACCACAACCAGCCCCCCAAAGAGUGGAUUCCCACCUGAGGUUAUCGCCAUUCAAGAAAAUGCCAGUUCAAAAAAGACUGAAACAAAUUCCCUACAGCGGGAUAUGUCUGGCCAUAAAGAGACUGACUCUUUAGGGACAAGAUCAAGUCGAGAUUCUGCUAGUUCAAACAAGGCCCAUGAAGCUCCAGAAGUGUUUUUGAGAUCAAGUACAACUAAAGAUACCACCACAACCAGUCCUCUAAAGAGUACGUUACCACCCGAGAUUAUCUCCACUCAGGAAAAGGCUGGCUCCAAAAAGGAUAGGUCCGGUAAUAAAAAGACGGAAUCCUCCGGGACAAAAUUAGCUAAAGAUUCUGCUAGUUCAAAAAAGUCCCAUGGGGUUCUAAAAGUGUGUGAGAGGAUUAGUUCAACUAAAGAUACCACCACAUCCAGCCCCCCAAAGAGUGCAUUCCCACCUGAGGUUAUCUCCAUUCAAGAAAAUCCUAGUUCAAAAAAGACAGAAACAAAUUCCCUACAGCAGGAUAUGUCUGGCCAUAAAGAGACUGACUCUUUAGGGACAAGAUUAAGUAGAGAUUCUGCUAGUUCAAACAAGGCCCGUGAAGCUCCAGAAGUGUUUUUGAGAUCAAGUACAACUAAAGAUACCACCACAACCAGUCCUCUAAAGAGUACGUUACCGCCCGAGAUUAUCUCCACUCAGGAAAAGGCUGGCUCCAAAAAGGAUAGGUCUGGUAAUAAAAAGACAGAAUCCUCAGGGACAAAAUUAGCUAAAGAUUCUGCUAGUUCAAAAAAGUCCCAUGGGGUUCCAAAAGUGUGUGAGAGGUUUAGUUCAACUAAAGAUACCAGCACAACCAGCCCCCCAAACAGUGCAUUCCCACCUGAGGUCAUCUCCAUUCAAGAAAAUGCUAGUUCAAAAAAGACCAAAGCAAAUUCCCUACAGCGGGAUAUGUCUGGCCAUAAAGAGACUGACUCUUUAGGGACAAGAUUAAGUAGAGAUUCUGCUAGUUCAAACAAGGCCCGUGAAGCUCCAGAAGUGUUUUUGAGAUCAAGUAAAACAAAAAAUACCACCACAACCAGUCCUGAAAAGAGUACGUUACCACCCGAGAUUAUCUCCACCCCAAAGAAUACUGGCUCAAAAAAGACCCGAACAAAUUCCCCACACCAGGAUAGGCCUGGCAAUAAAAAGGCUGAAUCUUCAGGGACAAAAUUAUCUAAAGAUUCUGCUAGUUCAAAAAAGUCCCAUGGGGUUCCAAAAGUGUGUGUAAGGUUUAGUUCAACUAAAGCUGCCACCACAACCAGUCCUCAAAAGACUGCACUCCCGUCUGGGAGUCGUAAGAGGCGUAUCUCCACUCAGGAAAAUGCUGGCUCAAAAAAGACCCGAACUAAUUCCCCACACCAGGAUAGUUCUGGCAAUAAAAAGACUGAAUCUUCAGGGACAAAAUUAGCUAAAGAUUCUACUAGUUGCAAAAGUUCCCAUGAGGUUCCAAAGGGGUGUCAGAGUUCCAGUACAACUAAAGAUACCACUACCAGCCUUCUGAAGAGUAUAUUCCCACCUAGGAGUCGUCGAGGGCGUAUUGUCCCUCGGGAGAAUACUGGCUCCAAAAAGAGCCAAACCAGUGAUGCACACCAGGAUAGGUCUGCCCUUAAAAAGACUAAAUCCUCAGGGUCAAAAUUACCUAAAUGGGUCUCAUUUGAGUUCCCUUCACCAUCUGUUGGUCAGAAAGCGUCCAGUUUCAUUGAAAAUGAUGCCGGAUUGAAAGAGUCUUGCAGUGAACCUCUCAGUAGCGGCAACAUUUCUGAAGAGGAGCCCACCUCCAAACGGUUGAAAAGACCAUAUAGUUCAUUAUUAGGGACUUCUACUAUCGCAGGCCCUCAGUGGAAGAAAUUGCCUAAGAAAGCUACCGCUUUAAGUAAGGCGAGAGAAACUAUUGCUAAGAAACCCAGACUGGAUGAACAUUAUAGUAUUUCAGAACAGGUGAAAAUACGCAACGCGCAGAAGUUAGCUAAAGGAUCAAUAAAAGAGACGGUUGCAAAAAUGACAAAAUCAGACCCAUCUAAAUUAAGGAAAACAAAGCAUGAUUCCAGCGAUGAGACGGGAAACAAAUCAACAUCUCCAUCUGUGCCAGCAAGGAAAGCUACCGCAUUAAGAGCAAAAAGGUCUUCUUCCUCACCGGUCCAGAAGGAGGCACGGUCUCCAAGGUCUCAGAGUCUUGCUGUCGUUUCACCCGUCCAGAAAGAGGCACCGUCCCCCAUGAGUCCCGUUGUCGGUUCCACGCCACACAGUCUCUCCCCCCACGAUGUCAACACACCGCUUGUUGCACCACCAGCGCAGCCUUCAAUCGUCAUUGGUAAAACUCUGCUCAAGAACCAGUGUGGGCAGUGUGGUCGUGUUCUCAGCAGCCCUGCUGUCCUUGAGAGCCACAUGAAUCUCCACAUAGGUCACCGGCCAUUCUCUUGCCGGAUCUGUCGGAAGGACUUUCCUGAUGCCAGGGGUCUGAGACGGCACAGCUGGGUGCACGCCGAUAGCAGGAUCCAUGUCUGCCAGCAGUGUGGGAAGGGGUUCGUGUAUAGUUAUUGCCUCACCAAACAUCUCCAGAUGGUACAUAGGAAGAUUAAACCGUUUGUCUGCCAGAUCUGCGACAAGGCAUUCUUCACAAAGGUAGACGUGGAGGACCACAUACGUAUCCACACAGGGGAGAAACCAUUCCAGUGCCACAUAUGCGAAAAGAGGUUUGUCAAGAAAAUAGAGCUGAGAGCGCAUUUGAAGUGGCAUAGUGGAGAGAAAAGACACUGGUGUCCAUAUUGCGGGAAAGGAUUCUUUGACUACAAUAACUUGAAAAGACACAAGUAUAUCCACACGGGAGAGAAACCCAAGUCUUGUCCACACUGCCCUAAACACUUUAAGCAGUCAAGCCAUUUGAAAAAGCACGUCAGAACUAUACAUAAAAAUGUGUCAGUUGAGAAAGACUAAAAGUUGUUUUCUUUGAAAAUGUAUUUUUGUGACACAUUUUAGCGUUGCCACAAACAGGAAGAAAUGUCUUCAAUAAAAAAAAUUAAAACCCAUUGUAAUGUUUUCCCUCG
Entelurus aequoreus (snake pipefish) is the source of this 6708-nucleotide messenger RNA. Its product is annotated as mucin-2-like. Bases 65 to 6598 code for a protein of 2177 amino acids. Lineage: Eukaryota; Metazoa; Chordata; Actinopteri; Syngnathiformes; Syngnathidae. The transcript is spliced from 4 exons. The record is from RefSeq and is a predicted model, not a curated record.